AUGACCAAACGUUCCAUCUUCGUGGCUACUCACCCCCGAGCAUGCUCUACGGCCUUUGAAAGAGUAAAAACUGUCUUCUUUCCUUGUCUCCCUGAAAACACUGCUUAUCGGUUCCUCCAGGUCUUCAUGACUCGCCAUGAUACUUUAAAGUGCAUUCACGAACCACUCGGUGAUGCCUUUUACUAUGGCCCCGAAAGACUGAGUCGAAGAUAUGAUAAUGACGAGGAAGCCAGGAUCCAAACCGGCUUCCAUCAGUCAACUUAUAAGACUAUCUUCGACCGAUUUGAUAGAGAAGCAUCAGAGGGAAAACGACUCUUUAUCAAGGAUAUGGCAUACUACAUCAUGCCACCGGAUGGACAGCCAGCAACGAGAGUAGCUUCACUUCAGAUACCCAAACGUGGAAUUGGCACGAACAUUCAUAGCAACGGCACCACUUCUAACGGUGUGGCACCAAAUGGAACCGGCGUUCUGCUCUCUGAUAUGCCACACCGUUCAAACGGGAAUCUCUCGACACAGGGAUCCAGUUCAGAGUCCGAUAACCCCACUGUUAUCCCUCAGGAGUUUCUCUCAAAAUUCCAUUUCGCCUUCUUAAUUCGUGAUCCACAUUAUAGUAUUCCGUCGUACUAUCGCUGCACUAUCCCACCGUUGGAUGAUAUCACGGGCUUCUACGAGUUUUACGAAAACGAAUCCGGAUAUGACGAAUUGCGCCGGUUCUUUGACUAUCUCCGUAAAGUCCAGUUUGUCGGUCCAUCCCAUGCUUCCACGGUCCAUACCGGGACCGCAAAUGGAGCAAACGGGGCCAGCAACGGGGUUCACACAACCAAUGAUCCAGAGAAAGUCGAAAUAUGCGUGAUUGAUGCAGAUGAUCUCCUAGAUAAUCCAGCUGCAGUGAUUGAACGGUUUUGCAAAAGUGUAGGCGAGGAAUACACUCCCGAUAUGCUCCAGUGGCCUACAGAGAAAGAUCAACAAGUUGCCCAUGAUGCUUUUGCCAAAUGGCAUGGUUUCCAUGAUGAUGCACUCGGUUCCAAGAGUCUUCGCCCAAGAGCCCACAAGAAAGCAGCCAAAACUGAAGCCGAAUUUGACGCUGAGUGGAAGGAGAAGUAUGGCGAGAAAGGAGCAGGGAUUAUUCGCUCUGCAGUGGAUCGAAACAUGGCGGAUUACCGAUACUUGAAAAAAUUUGCUAUGAAGAUCUAG
Microsporum canis CBS 113480 is the source of this 1194-nucleotide messenger RNA. RefSeq lists its product as hypothetical. The coding region runs from base 1 to 1194 and encodes 397 amino acids. Lineage: Eukaryota; Fungi; Ascomycota; Eurotiomycetes; Onygenales; Arthrodermataceae. The record is from RefSeq and is a predicted model, not a curated record. The transcript is spliced from 3 exons.